Molecule: messenger RNA, 2225 nt
Organism: Papilio xuthus (Asian swallowtail)
Lineage: Eukaryota; Metazoa; Arthropoda; Insecta; Lepidoptera; Papilionidae
Gene: Sac1
Product: phosphatidylinositol-3-phosphatase SAC1
Exons: 14
Coding region: 128-1924 (598 amino acids)
Biological process (GO): phosphatidylinositol dephosphorylation
Cellular component (GO): endoplasmic reticulum
Molecular function (GO): phosphatidylinositol-4-phosphate phosphatase activity
Source: RefSeq, a predicted model, not a curated record
UCUGUUCAUUCUUCACAGAAACAAAUCAUCACUUGUCAUUUUGAUUUCGUGUACUUGUUCAGUAUUUUUCCUAUUUUUGCUAUGAUAUAACAAAAAUUAGAGAAAAACCAAUUGAUAUCGUUCAAAAAUGGCAGAUAUACUACAAAUCUACGAUGACAUCAAACUGUAUACAACAUCUGACAAAUUCUUUUUGGAACCACAUGUGAAUCCAACGGAGAUCUUAGUGAUUGAUAGAAUUACUGGAGAGGCUUCAGUGAAAGAUGUCAAAUCAGUAAAAAUACCAAUUCCAUUAGAUGCAUACAAACCUGUUUGUGGUUUCCUUGGUACAAUAAGAUUGAUAUCUGGAUUGUACCUUGUCGUAGCAAAAUAUAGGAUUUUGAUUGGAAAGAUAAAUGGACAUGAUAUAUAUCAAUUAGCUGGUGCUGAAAUAUUGCCAUAUGCUCGAUCUACCACACAUCUGACAAGUAAACAGAUUGAUGACAACAAUACAUAUGAAAGGCUUAUGCGAGCAGCUUUGGAAACCCCAGGCAUUUACUUCUCAUAUGGAUAUGAUCUUACACACACAAUGCAACGACUGCAUUCCGUUGCUUCGGAUUUUCAUAAGAUGUCCUUAGCAAGUCGUGCUGAUGCUCGUUUUCUAUGGAACGGCCACUUACUCAAGGACUUUGCCCAUCAACAGUUUGAGAGAUUUGCUUUACCAGUUAUACAAGGCUUUGUAGCAAUCAAUAAUGUGACAGUAAAUGGUCACCAGCUGAUGUGGUCGCUGGUGUCUCGGCGCUGUGUUGAUAGAGCUGGUACCAGGUUCUUCAUGAGAGGAGCUGAUGCCCAGGGUAAUGUAGCAAACUUCGUAGAAACGGAACAGAUAAUAGAACGUGGAGGUGAGAAAUCCUCGUUUGUACAAACUCGCGGAUCUAUCCCGUUGUUCUGGUCGCAAUAUCCAGAUUUGAAAUAUAAGCCGGCCAUGGUAUUGUCUGCGGAGGACCACGUGGCGGCCUAUACUAGGCACAUGAGGGAUCAAAUGCAGCGGUACGGGAAUCAAGUUUUGGUUAAUUUGAUCGACCAACAUGGUAAAGAGGAAUCCUUAGAGCGAGGUUACCGUGCUGCGGUAGCAUCAGCCGCUUUGCCCGGCGUGCGAUACGAACCUUUUGACUUCCAUGCGGAAUGUCGUGGUAUGCGGUACGACAGGCUGACUGUGCUGAUGGACAGGAUCGCACAUGAACAGACUGAGUUCGGUUACUUUCUAUCACGUGGUGGCACAGUGUUGUUACGUCAGACUGGUGUGUUUCGCACUAAUUGUGUUGAUUGCCUUGACCGCACUAAUGUCGUCCAGUCACUACUCGCGCGCAGACAGAUGGAGGCUGCAUUACGAUUGCUCGCUGUGACAACCAGUGAUAACCAGCAUCCACAUCUGGAUAGAUUGUUUAGUACGAUAUGGGCAGACCACGCAGAUAUGAUAUCCUGUCAGUAUUCAGGCACAGGCGCGUUAAAGACAGACUUCACGCGCACAGGCAAGCGCACGCGCAUGGGCGCGCUGCGAGAUGGAAUAAACUCACUAACCAGAUAUUAUAAGAAUAAUUUCAGUGAUGGAUUUAGACAGGACUCAAUUGAUUUGAUCCUCGGCAAGUACACUGUGAGUGAAGGCGAGGGCAACACCGCGCCCUGUCCACUACGUCGUGACAGGGACUGGAAAUAUGUCACUUUCCCGUCAGUGCUGCUGGUGGCGGUGUCGAUGUUCUGCGCGAGCGCGGUGUUGCCACAGCGCUAUAGCAAUGAGGUUCUUCUCUACCUCAUGUUCUGGGGCGCGGCCAUUGGUGCCACUGUCUCCUUCAUAUUCAGGCAUGGCAAGGAGUUUGUGGAGUGGCCCCGCCUGGAUGGUGGGGGGCUGGCCAUCGCGGGCCCCCGCGGCCCUCCGCCCUCCUUAUGAUAAAUGAUCGGCUCGUCCUCGUCGUCUAGACCAAACUCUACACAUAGACUAGCCUCAGCCCCCAUCCCAAACUCAAUCCCAAAGACCCUUUGAAUUAUAGUACCCAUUUCAGUUGUCACGUCGUUAACAAGAGUACUCAAUUACCCCACGUGCCAACUCAAAUGUACUAUACAAUAUUUACUCCCCUUCAGUGUGAUCGCUCGCAUUUUUAAUUAAGUAUGCUGUACGUUUUAAAAUUUGUCGAUAUAUUAGUCAAUUUAGGUAAUUUUAUCUUUUUAAUAAAUCGCUUUUACAUAUCGAU